AUGACAAAUAGGGUCAAACUUGCAUUCAUAACUGAUAAUGCUGCAAGGAAAACCACCCUCAGAAAAAGGAGAGCUGGCAUGAUCAAGAAAAUUAGCGAACUCUCCACACUAUGCGACAUCGAAGCUGGCAUCGUCAUUUACAACCCAGGGGAGGUUACACCAACGGUAUGGCCAUCAUAUGAGUACAUGAAACAAAUGUUUAAGAGGUUCUUAAGCAUGUCAAUAAUAGACAGAAGCCAAAAGAUGGUGACAUAUGAGGGCUACAUCAUACAAAUAAUCACCAAGGAGACUGAGAAUAAUAUUACAGAAAAGAAAAACAAUGAUAAAAAAGAAAUUCAAGAAAUCAUGAACCAAACAUUUGAAGGAAAUGACUUAAAUGAACUUGACAUGACGAUACUAAAUUUAUUGUCUUUGUUGGCAGAUGAUAAGCUGAAGCAACUAAAGAAGAAGCAAAAUUGGCCCCGUGGUCAACAAAUGGCUCUUCUUCCUCCUCCGCCUCUGUCACCAGUUUUAGCUCCUGAAAUCAUAGAAGUGGAAGAAGGAAUUCGAGCUCCAACUAAUGGUGAAGAUGGAGAAAGCUCGAUUAGGAUGAUAAUUCAAGAGUUGAUGAACGAUCAGUGUUUCAUGGAAACAACGGCAGAACACAUGGAGCUAUUGCUAUCAAAGGAUGUUGAGGGAACAAGUUCAAGUAAAAAUGAAGAAGACCUACCGAAGGACUUAAAUGAAGUGUUCCCUCAUAUUUACUUCCCAUGA
Molecule: messenger RNA, 753 nt
Organism: Camellia sinensis
Lineage: Eukaryota; Viridiplantae; Streptophyta; Magnoliopsida; Ericales; Theaceae
Product: MADS-box transcription factor PHERES 2-like
Biological process (GO): positive regulation of transcription by RNA polymerase II
Molecular function (GO): DNA-binding transcription factor activity, RNA polymerase II-specific; protein dimerization activity; RNA polymerase II cis-regulatory region sequence-specific DNA binding
Source: RefSeq, a predicted model, not a curated record